UUGAAAAAAACCGCGGUUCUUCUCUUCUUCACUCGCGACUCACUCCUCGCUGGUCUGCGCAUCCAAGAUCUGCUCCUCCCGCCUCUCGUCGUUUUUCGCUUCUGAUCUUCACCAAGAUGAUUGAUGAUCAUCAACUGGGCAUAAUAGCCAAUGUUCUCGGCAUGUUCAUAUUUCUCCUGGUAAUCGCUUAUCACUACGUGACGGCAGACCCAAAAUACGAAGGCAACUAAGUGUAUGGGAUUCUGAUAUUGUAUCUGCUAAUGGAGACACCAUCUGAGCUCCACAAUAGACCCAGUUGAUACAUGUAUUAAUGAAUUUUGUUAGAAACACCCAAACCUUUCUUACUGCCUUAGGAUUGAUCAGCUUCC
Argentina anserina (silverweed cinquefoil) is the source of this 368-nucleotide messenger RNA. RefSeq names its product dolichyl-diphosphooligosaccharide--protein glycosyltransferase subunit 4A-like. The record is from RefSeq and is a predicted model, not a curated record. The coding region runs from base 117 to 230 and encodes 37 amino acids. The transcript has 2 exons. Lineage: Eukaryota; Viridiplantae; Streptophyta; Magnoliopsida; Rosales; Rosaceae.